Molecule: messenger RNA, 4917 nt
Organism: Haliaeetus leucocephalus (bald eagle)
Lineage: Eukaryota; Metazoa; Chordata; Aves; Accipitriformes; Accipitridae
Gene: PXDN
Product: peroxidasin homolog (Drosophila)
Exons: 25
Coding region: 1-4449 (1482 amino acids)
Biological process (GO): response to oxidative stress
Molecular function (GO): peroxidase activity; heme binding; protein binding
Source: RefSeq, a predicted model, not a curated record
AUGCAUCAUGGUGCAUCUUUGUCUACACAUGAUCAGAAGCUGUCUGAACAGAGGCUCUGUUUUGCUUACUCUUAUCUAAGCCUUGCAUCUGGAAAGCGCGGGAGCGUGUGGUGCCCCAGCCGCUGCCUCUGCUUCCGCAGCACGGUGCGCUGCAUGCAUCUGAUGCUGGAGAGCGUCCCCGCCGUGUCCCCCCAGACAACCAUCCUAGACCUAAGAUUUAAUAGGAUUAAAGAAAUCCAGCCUGGAGAGUUUAGACGGCUUAAAAACCUGAACACACUGCUUCUAAACAAUAAUCAAAUCAAAAGAAUACCUAGUGGGGCAUUUGAAGACCUUGAAAAUCUGAAAUAUCUCUAUUUGUACAAGAAUGAAAUCCAGUCAAUUGACAGGCAAGCAUUUAAAGGACUUGCCUCUCUAGAACAACUGUAUCUGCACUUUAAUCAAAUAGAAACGUUGGAACCUGAAUCCUUUACCCAUCUUCCAAAACUUGAAAGGCUAUUUUUGCAUAACAACAGAAUAGCUCAUUUGAUUCCUGGAACAUUUAGUCACUUAGAAUCUAUGAAGAGACUGCGUUUGGAUUCAAACGCUCUUCACUGUGACUGUGAAAUCCUGUGGCUGGCGGAGCUGCUGAAGACAUAUGCAGAGUCGGGUAAUGCUCAAGCAGCAGCUACCUGUGAGUACCCACGAAGAAUCCAGGGAAGAUCAGUGGCCACGAUAACACCAGAAGAACUUAACUGUGAGAGGCCAAGAAUUACAUCAGAGCCUCAGGAUGUGGACGUUACCUCAGGGAAUACAGUGUACUUCACUUGCAGAGCUGAAGGCAAUCCUAAACCAGAAAUUAUCUGGCUUCGAAACAAUAAUGAGCUCAGUAUGAAAGAAGAUUCCCGUCUAAACUUGCUGGAUGAUGGCACAUUAAUGAUUCAGAAUACUCAAGAAACAGACCAAGGCAUUUACCAGUGCAUGGCAAAAAAUGUGGCUGGAGAAGUGAAAACUCAGGAAGUUACUCUUAGAUACUUUGAGUCACCAGCCCGGCCAAGUUUUGUGAUUCACCCACAAAAUACCGAAGUGCUAGUUGGAGAGAGUGUUACCUUGGAGUGCAGCGCAACCGGGCACCCUCAGCCACGAAUUACCUGGACCAAAGGUGACAGAACCCCUUUACCAAGUGACCCUCGCAUCACGAUAACUCCCUCAGGAGGACUUUACAUACAAAAUGUGAAGCAGGAGGACAGUGGCGAGUAUACCUGUUUUGCAACUAACAGCAUAGAUAAUAUCCACGCAACUGCAUACAUCAUAGUCCAAGCUCUACCUCAGUUUACUGUCACUCCUCAAGACAAAAUGGUGAUUGAGGGACAAACUGUUGACUUCCCUUGUGAAGCGCAGGGCUAUCCCCAGCCUGUUAUUGCCUGGACUAAAGGAGGAGGCCAGUUGUCUGUUGACAGAAGACACUUAGUUUUAUCCUCUGGAACCCUAAGGAUUUCCAGGGUUGCUUUGCAUGACCAGGGACAGUAUGAAUGCCAAGCUGUCAACAUUAUCGGAUCUCAACGAAUUGUUGUAUACCUGACCGUACAGCCUAGAGUGACUCCUGUGUUUGCCAGCGUUCCCAGUGACAUGACAGUGGAGGUUGGCGCAAAUGUGCAGAUCCCAUGCAGCGCUCAAGGAGAGCCGGAGCCAGUAAUUACAUGGAAUAAGGAUGGAGUACAGGUAACUGAAAGUGGAAAAUUUCAUGUUAGUCCAGAGGGAUUUCUUACCAUUCGUGAUGUUGGAACAGCUGAUGAAGGUCGAUAUGAAUGUGUUGCCCGGAAUACCAUAGGAUACUCCUCUGUUAGUAUGGUGCUUAGUGUUAACGUCCCUAAUGUCAGCCGAAAUGGAGAUCCUUUUGUACAAACAUCAAUUGUGGAAGCAAUUGCAACUGUUGACAGAGCAAUAAAUUCAACACGUACACAUCUGUUUGACAGUCGUCCUCGUUCUCCAAAUGAUUUGCUAGCCUUAUUUCGAUACCCAAGGGAUCCAUACACUGUUGAGCAAGCAAGAGCUGGGGAAAUAUUUGAAAGGACAUUACAGCUUAUUCAAGAUCAUGUACAAGAUGGUCUAAUGGUUGACCUGAAUGGAACAAGUUAUCACUAUAAUGACCUUGUAUCCCCACAGUACCUGAAUCUGAUAGCUAAUCUCUCAGGCUGUACAGCCCAUCGACGAGUGAACAACUGCUCAGAUAUGUGCUUCCACCAGAAGUACAGGACACACGAUGGAACGUGCAACAACCUUCAGCAUCCCAUGUGGGGUGCUUCUCUGACAGCCUUUGAACGUCUGUUGAAGUCAGUCUACGAAAAUGGAUUUAAUUUGCCUCGGGGAAUUGAACCCAAGAGGCUCUCUAACGGCUAUGCACUCCCAAUGCCUCGCUUGGUUUCGACCACUUUGAUCGGAACGGAAACAAUAACUCCCGAUGACCAGUAUACUCACAUGCUCAUGCAGUGGGGGCAGUUUCUCGACCACGACCUUGACCUCACUGUGGCUGCCCUAAGUGAGGCCAGGUUUUCAGAUGGUCAGCAUUGCAGUUCAGUUUGUACAAAUGAUCCUCCAUGCUUUUCGAUCAUGAUACCACCAAAUGAUCCCAGAGUUCGAAACGGUGCACGCUGCAUGUUUUUCGUACGCUCCAGUCCGGUUUGUGGAAGCGGCAUGACAUCCCUCCUGAUGAAUUCUGUGUACCCACGAGAACAGAUCAACCAGCUGACUUCAUACAUCGAUGCGUCCAAUGUGUAUGGCAGUUCGGACCAUGAAGCACUAGAAAUCAGAGACUUGGCAAGUCAGAGGGGUCUUCUGAGGCAGGGCAUCGUACAGAGAUCUGGCAAGCCCCUCCUUCCAUUUGCUACUGGCCCACCAACAGAAUGUAUGAGAGAUGAAAAUGAGAGCCCAAUUCCCUGCUUUUUAGCUGGUGAUCAGCGUUCUAAUGAGCAGCUGGGUCUUACCAGCAUCCACACGUUGUGGUUUAGAGAACACAACAGAAUUGCCACAGAGCUACUGAAACUCAAUCCACACUGGGAUGGUGACACAAUAUAUCACGAAACACGCAAAAUUGUUGGUGCAGAAAUGCAACACAUAACAUUUAGCCACUGGCUACCUAAGAUCUUUGGAGAGGUAGGCAUGAAGAUGCUUGGCGAAUAUAAGGGUUAUGAUCCCAGUGUUAAUUCUGGCAUAACUAAUGAGUUUGCAACUGCCGCUUUUAGGUUUGGUCACACACUCAUUAAUCCUUUUCUGUAUCGACUGGAUGAAAACUUUGAACCUAUUCCACAAGGCCAUCUACCGCUUCAUAAGGCAUUCUUCUCUCCAUUUCGGAUUGUAAAUGAAGGAGGCAUUGAUCCACUUCUAAGGGGAUUGUUUGGUGUUGCUGGUAAGAUGCGUGUCCCAUCACAAUUACUCAAUACAGAAUUAACAGAAAGACUCUUCUCCAUGGCACGUACUGUGGCUUUAGAUCUGGCAGCUAUGAAUAUUCAGAGAGGCAGAGAUCAUGGAAUUCCUCCCUACCAUGAUUUUAGAGUUUACUGUAAUCUUUCUUCAGCUCAGACUUUUGAAGAUCUGAAAAAUGAAAUUAAGAAUCCUGAAAUCAGGGAGAAACUUAGCAGGUUGUACGGUUCCCCACUGAACAUAGACCUAUUUCCUGCUCUAAUGGUAGAAGACUUAGUUCCAGGGAGCCGACUGGGGCCAACUUUGCUGUGUCUGUUAAGCACACAGUUUAGGCGUAUUCGGGAUGGAGACAGGUUAUGGUAUGAGAACCCGGGUGUGUUCACGCCUGCUCAGCUCACUCAGAUCAAGCAGACAUCUCUUGCCAGAGUUUUGUGUGACAAUGGCGACAACAUAACCAGGGUACAACAUGAUGUGUUUAAGGUGGCUGAAUUCCCACAUGGAUAUAGUAGCUGCGAAGAUAUUCCUAAACUGGACCUCAGGAUGUGGCAAGAUUGCUGUGAAGACUGUAGAACUAGAGGACAGUUUAAUGCAUUUUCAUAUCACUUUCGGGGAAGACGUUCUCUUGAUUACAGCUUUCAGGAGGACAAGCCCUUGAAGAAAAUGAAAAUGUCCAAAACAGUAAGUUCUGUGAAACAGAGUAAAUAUUUUCGUAAUGCCACAUCAGCAUCUAAUGAAAAUACAAACAUGCCCGCAGUGAAUGACUUCAAAGAAUUCGUUUUGGAAAUGCAAAAAACUAUUUCAGGCCUCAGAAACCAGAUUAAAAAACUUGAAUCGCGCCUCAGUAAAACUGAUUGCACUGAUGAAAAGGGUAAAUCGUAUUCCAGCAAUGAAACCUGGAAAAGGGACCCUUGUACUGUGUGUGAAUGCAAAGUUGGUCAGAUUACCUGUUUUGUAGAAUCAUGCCCGCCGGCUGACUGCGAAGCACCUGUGAAGGUUAAAGGAGAUUGUUGUCCAGUCUGCCUAAAACAAAAUAUCAAUAAAAAGAAGCCAUAAGUCUGCUUUUUAAGAAUUUAGGGUGCAUACUCCUCAAAUCAUAUUGAUGCCUGCUGAUGGCAAAACCAGGUAACUACAGUCUUAACAGCAAGAAAUGAAGAUUUACAAUAUUCUAAUGGUGCUGUAACAGUAUAACAUAAUGUAUCAUUUUAUUUUCUGCCCAUGAUGGUAAUCACAAUGCAAAAAUGAAUGAAAGGGAAAUUAGCAAACAGGUCAAAGUUAAUUGUGUGUUAAACUUCUCAGGUUAGACAAACUCAAACUGGUGCUACUUUAAGAGAACACUGUCAGGUAGUUUUAGGUACCCAAAAUGACUGGGCCUAAGACUUACUCUAAAAUGAACACUUUGUUUCCUAUCUUUAAUUAGCAAUAUUAAAAGUUUACUAUCCCUUUUCAGUACCAGUCUGACUUGAUAUUUAGCUCUUUGUUAUUAUUUAGUAAAUGCAGGGAAAAGGAAAACACAAGGUCACU